Messenger RNA from Clupea harengus (Atlantic herring), 2196 nucleotides. It is a transcript of the gene kmo, whose product is annotated as kynurenine 3-monooxygenase. Gene Ontology annotation, cellular component: mitochondrial outer membrane. The record is from RefSeq and is a predicted model, not a curated record. Gene Ontology annotation, biological process: L-tryptophan catabolic process; quinolinate biosynthetic process. Gene Ontology annotation, molecular function: FAD binding; kynurenine 3-monooxygenase activity. Lineage: Eukaryota; Metazoa; Chordata; Actinopteri; Clupeiformes; Clupeidae.
CAUUCCGCUCUGUGAACUAUAGGGAACUGACAGUGAAAGGUGGACUUUUAUAAAACUUCUGUUUGCUCCUCCCUCAUACCAAACCUAUUAUAUCUGUUGAAACUCUUGAGUUAGACAGCUACUCUGUUAGAAGGUCAGUCUACUUCAGGUAGACUCCGUUCAUAGAAGCCGUUCGUUCAUUUUCUCCUACAAGAAUGGACGGGAAAUCGACCGGGACCGAUUUAGCCAGCAAGAAAAAAUGUGUCGCGGUAGUUGGAGGAGGUUUGGUUGGUGCUUUGAAUGCUUGUUACUUUGCGAAAAGAGGUUUUGAAGUGCAGCUGUUUGAAUCCAGAGAAGACAUCAGAUCUGCCAAAGAAGUGCGUGGCCGAAGUAUAAACCUGGCCCUGUCUCACCGAGGGCGCCAAGCCCUGAAGAAUGUUGGGAUGGAGGAGAAGAUAGUUUCCAAGGGCAUCCCGAUGAAUGCUCGCAUGAUCCAUUCGCUGAGUGGGAAAAGGACACCUAUUCCUUACGGAAAGAAAGGCCAGUACAUCCUUUCUGUAGAUAGAGCCAACCUCAACAAGGAACUGCUAACAGCGGCGGAGGAUUUUCCCAAUACCACCCUGAACUUUGACCACAAACUGGUGGACUGGAGCAAAGAAACGGGGGCAAUGACUUUUCUCCGGCCAGAUGGCACCAAGGAACAGUACCAGGUUGAUCUGAUUGUGGGCUGUGAUGGAGCCUUCUCGGCCAUCCGCAAGCAGUUCCUCCGCCAGAGCCGCUUCAACUACAGCCAGACCUACAUCCCCCAUGGCUACAUGGAGCUCACAAUACCCCCCAAGGAUGGCGAUUUCGCCAUGGAGACCAACUAUCUUCACAUCUGGCCCAGGAACACCUUCAUGAUGAUUGGCCUUCCAAAUUUAGACAAGACUUUCACCCUCACGCUUUUCAUGCCCUUCGAUGAGUUUGAGAAGAUCACAACACCUGACCAGGUCCUGGACUUCUUCAACACAUACUUCCCAGAUGCCAUCCCGCUUAUAGGAGUUGAAGCAUUGAAGACAGACUUCUUCCGUCUCCCGGCCCUGCCAAUGGUGUCCAUCAAGUGUGCCCCGUAUCACUUGAACAAGUGUGUCCUAAUGGGAGACGCUGCACAUGCCGUGGUGCCUUUCUAUGGACAGGGCAUGAAUGCGGGCUUUGAGGACUGCCUUGUUUUUGAUGAAAUAAUGGAGAAGUUGAACGAGGACUUUGAUGCCGUGCUUCCAGAGUACAGCCGUGUCCGAGUGCCCGAUGACCACGCCAUUGCAGACCUCGCCAUGUACAACUACGUUGAGAUGCGGGCACAUGUCAAUUCUAAAUGGUUUAUAUUCCGCAAGCACGUUGACGACAUCCUCCACUUCAUCAUGCCAAAGACUAUCAUCCCUCUGUAUACAAUGGUCACAUUUACAAGAACCAGGUACCAUGAAGCUAUAAAGCGAUGGCAUUGGCAAGACAAGGUGAUCUCCAGAGGACUGGGGAUCUGUGGCCUGCUUUCAGUGGCCGGGGGGUCCUACCUGAUCGUUAAGUAUCCUCCGAAGGUCAGCAGCAUCCCCCUGGACCAGCUCUGGAACCGCGUGGUGGCUCUCAAGUGGUUCUAAGAAGCCAGGGACAGGUGGUGGGAGGUGGGGGUGAGUGCGUUCUAAAAAAAAACAUACCACCCCCCCUACUCCCACCCCCAGGAUACCUCCUAGUCAUCCUGGUGGACCCAGAGAGACGGGAUGCGGUGACCUACAUUGCAGUCGGGAUUAAAAGUGGAUGCUUGAUGAGAUGUUGAUUAGAUCAGGGACCUGAGGGGGGCAGCCCUGCAUUAUUUGUGUUGUCGGACUGGCCUCCGUGUAAUUCUAUCUGAGAUAAUUAAACAUCACAGUUAAUUUACAGAGGCAUUAUUCACGCGGGCCCCACUAGGUCAGUGUGUGAUGCUCACAAACCACUCCACCUCUUCCCUGUUACAUCCCGGAUAGUUUAUGCUACUACAGAUGACGUUAUGACGCACACAAUUAUCAAUAAGGCGAGCCCUCACCAAAAGCUCGUCCAAUCUGUAUCUUGGAUGUGAAACGAUCACCAAACUGUUAAAGCAGUAAAGACUAAAAAUGAGAUCUUAGGGGUGGGGAAUCUUCAUACUGUGCUUGAAACUACUAAAGUGCUUCACUGUUUUGAAAUAAAUUCAUAAUUUUUUGCAAUCGA